Molecule: messenger RNA, 1779 nt
Organism: Malassezia pachydermatis
Lineage: Eukaryota; Fungi; Basidiomycota; Malasseziomycetes; Malasseziales; Malasseziaceae
Product: rsc complex protein
Exons: 3
Coding region: 1-1779 (592 amino acids)
Biological process (GO): chromatin remodeling
Cellular component (GO): RSC-type complex
Molecular function (GO): chromatin binding; protein binding
Source: RefSeq, a predicted model, not a curated record
AUGUCCGAGGUGCCUGCUUGGUUAGGCUCGUGCAUUGGAAGUGGGCACACACGCGAGCAGCUCUCUCCCUUUCGCACAGGAGAGGCGAGCGAUAACCCGGAGGAUGGAUGGGUUUUUUGCCGUGCGAAAGACAUCGAGCAUAUGCAUAGGAUGUAUGCGCAUAUCUUGCAUUACAUUCGUGAUGUCGAAGUACGGGCUGUGCACCCUGAUACCCAUGACACAGACGAGGGGCUUCGUGUUCUCAGCGACCCCUUAGAAGAGUGUCCAGACCCUGCAGACAAUGCUGAGUACUACGAACAAAUUGCGUGCCCCACAUCUUUACAGGCCAUUACUCACCGCAUAGUGCAUUGCGAAUAUGCAGUGCCAGCGCUCUUUGAGCAAGAUAUGCUGCAAUUGUUUAGCAACGCACGCGAAUGGUACGGCAUAGGAACGGAAGGGUAUGGUGAAAUGGCGACACUCUUACGUCUGUACAACGAGCUUACGCCAAGUCGUGGUCGGCUGGUAGACGGCGCUGGAACACGCCACAUGAAAGGACGUGCUAACGAUGUGGAUUUGGUCACAAUGCAACGUAACAAGGCAGUGGCUCAGCAGCAUUUUGCAUCGUCACCCUAUGGUCCAGGGAACGAGCCUCCGGCCUCGGCACUUCAUACCAAGGUCCUCCCGUUGGAUGUCGCCGUGUGGAAAGGCAAAGAAUACCGUGUGGGCGACUGGGUCCACAUUAUGAACCCUGUAGAUCCCAGCCGGCCUAUUGUCGGCCAACUAUUUCGUGUGUACAAGCGCAUGCAAGUGCCAGGCAUCUUUUUUACAGCGUGUUGGUACUACCGACCUGAGCAAACUAGCCACCCCUCCUCAAAACAAUUUGCAGAAAGGGAAGUUGUACAGACAGGCGUUUAUUCGGAGCAUGCGUUAGAAGAUAUUCUGGAAGAUGUGCUUGUUUUGUUCCAUACGACGUACCUCCGUGGCCGUCCUUCGUCGGGAUAUUGGCAUCCCACUACCCCUGUGUAUAUGGUGGAACAAAAAUACGAUAUUGAUACCAAGGAAUUUCAUUCAAUUCGAAGUUGGGCAAGUUGUGUGCCUGCCGCGGUACGCGAGAUCACUACGCCUAUGGACGCCUUUUCGACGAUAUCCGCAUCACCUGAGCGUGCGCCAUCGCUCCUUGCGCAGGGCCAAACUGUACCAGGUGGCUCGUUGCGUGAGGAGUAUGUGAACUUGGUAGCGGAGCAUGACUGGCCAACAUUGUUUGAGGAAGAGGCGCCUCCCCCACAUUCCGAGGCACCUGCUACGUACUCCGCCCAGGCACAGGCGCCAACGCCCGCUUGGCAGCCUCCUGUUCUUUCCGAGCUCGAUAAGAUUCGCGCUUAUGCUACGUUCCAUGCCCUGGCCACACAGAUCGCUAAGAGCUUGAGCCCCGCUGCAUACCAACGCCUACAACGCGCAUUGCAGGCGAAUCCCAAUGUGGGCCCAGCCGACUUGCGUGUUUUGGCCAUGGAGAUGGGAGGCAUGCCUGAAUCGCUUAUUAUGCAUUUCCGUGACGCUGCGCGCUUGGCUGGAAUGCUCCCAGGAACCAUCCCGAGACCUGAUGCUACUAUGACAACGGCAGCAGCCAUUUUUGCUGCGUACAAGCAAGGUGCUGUAUUUGAUGCGCUCCCUGAGGAGACCAAGGCUCUUUUUUUGCGCGACGCGCACGACCUUGUGCUAUGGAAUGCAGCGCCGCCACUCGCAGGCUGGCCUGCCGUGGUGCCCGUGGUAGAUGGGUCAACGCAACGGUCUUCCACGUAA